AUGGGGUCUCUUAAAAACCUUGCAUUGUACUCCACCUUCUAUUGGGGCGCUUAUCCUGGAGUCAAUCUAGACGGUGUUCACUUCCCUCAGCUGAAGUCAUUGUCCCUUGGUCAUUUCUCGUUUGUCGAGGACAAGCAGUUGGAUUGGAUUCUAGGACACUCGUCAACCCUCCAAGAGCUCUACCUGGACGACUGCCCUAUACUGAUAAGCAUGAGGCUGUCCGAUUGCGAGUCCGACCUUUCAAGUUGCCAGAUACCAAAAUCCAAAAUGGAAAUCAAGGAGGAGAACGAUCAGCAAGAAUGCCAUUAUAGCUAUCAACGACGGUGGCAUGAAUAUUUUUCUUCUAUUCAGAGGGGGCUUCCACAUUUACGCCGAUUUGGAUUCGGUGUCAGUGAAUCAUGGGAUGACUAUGUGUUGCCUUUUGAGAAUGAAAAGGAGAUUGUAAUUGCGUUGAUGCGAGACCGGUACCUGGCACUUUACGGCGGUACAGGGCCCAGUCCAUUUCUUGAAAAGAAGGAUUAUCUCGACAUGAAUCCCGAUGAAGAAUGGCCGGAAUGUGACGAGGAAGAUAGAAGUGCUCUGAAGGAGUUGUAUGCGAAGAUUGGACAGCAAGUGGAUUAUGGGAGAAUCAAAGUCAAUUCGCAGCGGAAAGUGGAGAGCUUGUUACAGAUCCCCCAAAGGUAUUAA
This is a messenger RNA of Penicillium atrosanguineum, 687 nucleotides long. RefSeq lists its product as uncharacterized. The coding region runs from base 1 to 687 and encodes 228 amino acids. The record is from RefSeq and is a predicted model, not a curated record. The transcript has a single exon. Lineage: Eukaryota; Fungi; Ascomycota; Eurotiomycetes; Eurotiales; Aspergillaceae.